AAGAGACUGCGGGAGGAUCAGAUCGGAUCUCUGUGUCGGAUACUUACGUGAUAUCUCUCUAAACCUUUCCUCUACACCCGGGACAUGCACUCCCUGUUUUAACCGCGUUAAAAGUUUACUCUCCAGCCCAAAAUGACGGUGGAUUUUGAAGAAUGUGUAAAGGAUUCACCCCGGUUUAGGGCCAAUAUUGAUGAAGUGGAGACGGAGGUUGUGGAGAUUGAGGCAAAACUAGACAAGCUGGUGAAGCUAUGCAGUGGGAUGAUUGAAGCAGGGAAGGCAUACGUCAGCGCCAACAAGCUCUUCGUCAACGGCAUCCGGGAUUUGUCUCAGCAGUGCAAGAAGGAUGAGUCGAUCUCGGAGUGCCUGGAAAAGUGUGGUGAAAGCCUCCAGGAAAUCAUCAACUACCACAUGAUCCUGUUUGAUCAAGCUCAGCGGUCUGUAAAGCAGCAGCUGCACAAUUUUGUGAAAGAGGAUGUGCGAAAGUUCAAGGAGACCAAGAAGCACUUCGACAGGGUGCGUGAGGAUAUGGAAAUAGCUCAGGUGAAGAAUGCUCAGGCGCCGAGGAACAAGCCUCACGAGGUGGAAGAGGCCGCCGGCACGCUCAGCAUCACUCGCAAGUGUUUCCGUCACCUCGCUCUGGACUACGUGCUACAGAUUAAUGUCCUCCAGGCGAAGAAGAAAUUUGAGAUCCUAGAUGCUAUGCUGUCAUUCAUGCAAGCCCAGUACUCGCUGUUCCAGCAGGGCUACAACCUGCUGGAUGAGAUCGACCCGUACAUGAAGAAACUGGCUAGUGAGCUGGAUCAGCUGGUGAUUGAUUCAGCCAUGGAGAAGAGGGAAAUGGAGCAUAAACAUGCAACCAUACAGCAGAGGACUCUCAUGCAGGACUUUUCAUAUGAUGACUCUAAGGUGGAGUUCAAUGUGGAUUCUCCUAACGGUGUGGUGAUGGAGGGAUACUUGUUCAAGAGGGCCAGCAAUGCCUUUAAGACCUGGAACAGGCGGUGGUUCUCCAUACAGAACAGUCAGCUGGUCUAUCAGAAGAAGCUCAAGGAUUCCCUGACGGUGGUGGUGGAAGACCUCCGUCUGUGCUCCGUUAAACCAUGUGAGGACAUCGAGAGGAGGUUCUGCUUCGAGGUGGUGUCCCCCUCCAAGAGCUGUAUGCUUCAGGCUGACUCUGAGAAGCUAAGACAAGCAUGGAUUCAGGCUGUUCAAGCUAGCAUUGCGUCGGCCUACAGAGAAAGCCCAGACACGUACUAUAUAGAGCAUCUGGACAGAACGGCCUCUCCAUCCACCAGCAGUAUCGAUUCGGCCAGCGAGCCGCGGGAGCGCAGCGUGCGAGGGGAGACCAUCCUGCAGCGGAUCCAGUGUCUGCCGGGGAACGAGCAGUGCUGUGACUGCGGCCAGGCCGACCCUCGCUGGGCCUCAAUCAACCUGGGCAUCCUGCUGUGUAUCGAGUGCUCUGGCAUCCACAGGAGUCUCGGGGUUCACUGUUCAAAGGUUCGCUCCCUCACACUGGACUCAUGGGAACCAGAAUUAUUAAAGUUAAUGUGUGAGCUUGGAAACAGUGUCAUUAACCACAUCUAUGAAGGCUCAUACCAAGAACAAGGUCUAAAGAAACCAUUACCGUCCAGUUCAAGGCAGGAGAAAGAGACUUGGAUUAAGGCGAAGUACGUGGAGAAGAAAUUCCUGAAGAAGCUGGGCUCCACAGAGAUACUCAUCAACGGAGAGAGGAAGUCGGAGCGGCGGUGGAGCGUGAAGAAGUGUCGGAGACACAACAGCGCCAACAUGGUACCUAAAACACGACGAAGGUACCGACAAGAUCCUGGAACCACCUCCCCGUCCAGCCUCUCCGCAGCAGCUGCCAAGUUCAGACGAGACUCCCUGUUUUGUCCUGAUGAGCUGGACUCUCUCUUCUCCUACUUUGACACAGGAUCUGGGCCUCGAAGCCUAAGCAGUGACAGCGGGUUAGGAGGCAGCACAGAUGGAAGCACGGACAUCCUUGUGUUUGGUUCAGUGGUGGAUAGCGUCACAGAGGAGUGCGAGGUUUCGGAGGACUCGAGUGGUGAAGCUGAGCUGGAGGUUGAGCCGGAGACGUCGGACCCGGAGGACAUAAGGGACCUCCAUCCCGGAGCUCUGCUCUGCAAGGCCUCGAAAGCCCGCAACCUGCCCGUCAUGGCUGAAGCACUAGCCCACGGGGCCGAUGUCAAUUUGGUCAACGAUGAAGACGAAGGAAAGACGCCCCUCAUACAGGCCGUGAUCGGGGGUUCGUUGAUCGCCUGCGAGUUCCUGCUCCAGAACGCUGCUGACGUCAACCAAAGGGAUGCGAGAGGGAGGGGCCCCCUGCAUCAUGCCACAUAUCUGGGUCACACAGGGCAGGUGUGUUUAUUCCUAAAACGGGGAGCUACACAAAACGACGGGGAUGAGGAUGGCCAGGACCCUUUGAGUAUAGCUGUGCAGCAAGCCAAUGCAGAUAUAGUCACACUGCUGCGUCUGGCCAGGAUGAAUGAGGAGAUGCGGGAGUCGGAGGGACCCUUUGGACAGCCAGGAGAUGCCACAUACCUCGACAUCUUCCGAGAAUUUUCCCAUAUGGCUUCCCACAACCCGGAGAAGCUGAAACGAAGGAGUGUGCAUUUCCGACACUCUUUCAGGUAGUCCACCAAUAACCGUCUGGAGAGGAACAAGAGCGUGUACUUGAAAAGUGCAACAGCCACUUACCACAAAGUCACAUUUGGGGUUGCAUCAGUUCAACAUCACAUUUAAACCUAUACCUGAUAGAAAAAAUCAUCAUAUUUCAUAAUAAUAAGUUGUCUGUUUUAUCCCACAGAGAAAUCCACCUUUAAAGUUCAUUAUAGUGAAGAAAUAAAUGCAAUCUUUUGAUG
Anoplopoma fimbria (sablefish) is the source of this 2876-nucleotide messenger RNA. RefSeq names its product ArfGAP with coiled-coil, ankyrin repeat and PH domains 3a (gene acap3a). Gene Ontology annotation, molecular function: protein binding; GTPase activator activity. Gene Ontology annotation, cellular component: cytoplasm. The record is from RefSeq and is a predicted model, not a curated record. The transcript has 25 exons. NCBI's taxonomy places the organism in Eukaryota, Metazoa, Chordata, Actinopteri, Perciformes, Anoplopomatidae. Bases 133 to 2649 code for a protein of 838 amino acids.